AAGUAUCGCGAGAGCAGCGGGGCAGAAGGGGAAAGCGGAAGAGCGUAGCUAGUUAGCGAAUAAGCUUUAUAUUCGUUAAUAUUUACAUAACAUCCGAUUUAUAAAUCCAAUUUUGGAAUUAUAAACAUAUGUUGAGAGUCUAAGUAUUAAUCGAACUACUGUCACACUCGAUUAGACUACACAAUGGAUUCAAAGUCAAUCAAUCUGUCUCCGAGAGAAGAAGGGGAGCUCGAAGACGGAGAGAUCUGCGAUGAUGACACCGAGGAAAAGAUGUUUGCGCAGCAGCAGGGUAAAAAGAGGCCUAGUAGCAUGAAUAACAGCAACUUCUCACGGAAUACACGAAAAUCGAAACAACCGGCACGAACUUUACUACCUGUCGUGGGUAGCCAGCCUACAGAUUUUCGACUUUUAAUUCCAUACAACCGAGGACCUCAUUCGCACAGUUCCGGCUUUACCGCAAACCACAGACAGCAAGGCGGACCAAGUGGACCCGACCGGCCGCCACUGGGACCACGCUGUGACCAGAGCCCGCGUUCCAGUUUCUGGGAACGAAGUCACACAGCCCUGGAUCGAUUGAGGCACCGGGGGAAACUAGAUGACGGUCGCGGGGAUUGGGGACGAGGAGGCUGGGGAGACGGGUGUGGGGGAGGGAGAGAGGCUGGUAGGCCCCCCACUGGUCGUUAUGGGCCCGGGGAGAAUCACAGUAACAAGAAAGAAUCUCCCUCGAGAAACAAACAGAAGGUAAUGAUGGGGAGGAAUCAGGUAAGAAACCAACAGAUGAUGCACAACAACAAUGUUGCCAAAGUCGAGAAUGGGCUUGACGAGAGUUUUGAGGAUCUGCUCACCAAGUACAAGCAGAUUCAGCUGGAGCUGGAAUGUAUUAGAAAAGAAGAGAACCUGGUUCUGAAGCCCAAAGACCUGCCAGCUCAGAACGAGUCUGAGGUCUCUGCAAGUAUUCCCCAAACCGAGCCAUUACUCGACGCUAACAGUAUUCCCAAUGAAGCCGCAGCAGAGGACCCGCCAGGCCCAGAGAAGACGGAGGAGAAAAGGGUUUUUCAGGCGUUCAAUCUCAAACCUCUACGUCAGAAACUCCUCACUCCUGCAGAAAUUGACGCGCUCAAAACAAAAACGGAAAAGAAAGACUCAGAGAAGGAGGACAGUGACAUGGAAAAAGGUCAAGUUGAACCAGCUGCUAUCCCGGCUGCUACUCCCAAAGGAGAUGAGGAAAAAGAUGGUGUGGAGAAAGAGGCAGACAAAAAAGAGGGGGAGAAGGAUGCAAAAAUAUGUUGUGUUUGCUGUGGCAGGGAAUCAGAUUACCUGGAGAAAGAAGGUGAGAAGGAUACAAAAGUCUGCUGUGUGUGCUGCAGCAAAUCAUCAGAGGACUCCACUAAAUCCCCUGUCAAGCCUGAAGUGAAAGGGAGUAAUGAAGAUGAGGACCUGUCUGAGCUGCAGCUGCGUCUCCUGGCCCUGCAGUCAGCCAGCAGGAAGUGGCAGCAGAAAGAACAGCAAGUGAUGAAGGAGAGCAAAGAUAAGAUCACCAAGGCCAAGCCCUCCCAGGAGAAGAGCUCCUCCACCUCCAGUGCCAAACCACCAGAGAGGGGCAGAGUCACCACCAGGUCUGCCUCUGCUGCCUCGGAGAAGGCCAAAGCUCUGGCCAACAAGCCCCAGGAGAAGACCAAGGUUGGGGCAAAGCCUCCAGCGGAGAAGGGCAAAGCUCCGGUUAAGGGGUAUCCAGGGAGGAAGACAGUCAGCCCAGGCUCAGCAGCCAAACAGGCUUUCCGAAAGCAGCAGCUAAGGACGUGGAAGCUCCAACAGGAGAGAGAUCAGGAGGAGCAGCGUAGACGGGAGGAGGAGCAGCGUAGACAGGAGGAGGAGGAGCGCCGCAGGAGGGAGGAAGAGAUCCGCAAGAUCCGGGACCUUUCCAAUCAGGACGAGCAGUACAACCGCUUCAUGAAGCUGGUGGGCGGGUCCAAGCCACCGCGCAACCGGAGCAAGUCCAAGGACCGAGACCACACCAGGAAGUCUUCUGGCAAACAGGGAUUGGACACCUCAGGGAACCUCUACCAGUACGACAACUAUGACGAGGUUGCCAUGGAUACUGAUAGUGAGACCAAUUCCCCAGCGUCUUCUCCAGUACAUGAUCCAUUUGAGGUCCCAGGAUGCUUCAGUCACAUGCCCAUGCCUUUCCCUAUGGAUUCCCCCACACAAUGCAGAAUGGUUUUGGGACAGCCGCGUUUCCUGUCCGUCAUUCCGUCUGCGCCCCCUCCACCCUUACCCCCAAUGCCCCCACCCCCAGAUGAGCUGGAGCCUCCCCCAAAGCCGCCUUUUGCUGACGAGGAAGAGGAAGAGGAGAUGUUGCUCAGAGAGACCUGCCUCAUGUCCAUGGCCAACAAGAAGGUUCCACUACUCGAGGAUAUGACCCUUGACAGCAGCCCCCUCUCUCCCUCCCUCCUGGUCAGUCUGGUCCAACCAGUGCCCAGGAGCAACCCUAGUGUGGUCAGCCUCAACACUGCACCCCAGCCAUGGAGCAACAAGUUCAGCCGAGGGCACCACCUUCCCAGGCUACCACUGAUGCUCCCACGGCACAAGGCGGUGGUGGUACAACUGAACGGUUCAGACGACAGUGACUCAGACAUGGAGGCCUGCAGCAGCUCUACACAGACACAUUCUGUCUUUGGAGGCCUGGAGUUCAUGAUCAAGGAGGCACGCAGGAACGCAGAGGCAGCGAAACCCAAACCGACUUCAGGACCUGAGAAGGAGAACAAGCCAGGCAGAACCCCGGAGGCGCUAUCUGAAGAGAAGAAGACUGAGUAUCAGCUGCUCAAAGAAGAAAUAGCCAGUAGGGAGAAGCAGAAGAUUCUGAAGGACCACAGUCCCCAAGGUGUGCCCUCUCCUGCAGGCUCUGAUCCUGAUGUGGACUUUGCUGCAAAGGCAGCGGUCGAGCUGCAGCUGACCGAGGCAGAGACUAGGCUGACCAAACACGGGAACCUGCUCCUGAAGGAUGAGGCCAUCCUGAGGCAGCUCUUACAGCAGGAGCAGAAGAAGGAGGAGGCAUUGAAGGCAGCUGAGGCCAAAGUGGCCAAGGUCAAAGAACAGCUCCUGGCCUCAGAGAAGAUAGUCAGUGCCAACAAGACUCUCCUCAACAGACUCCAGGAACAGGUUCAUCGUGUUCAGCACCGCGUGUCAGUGAAGAAGAACCACAGCCUGAAGCUGGAGGAGGUGCUGGUCCAAGCCCAGGCCGCCGCAGGCAGAAAGCCAAGUGGUCAGAAACGACGCACGGACAUCAGCCACUCCUCGCCUGUGAAACGUCUGUGUGUGGAAGUCUCCGUCGCUCCCCGCGGCUCAGAAAGGCACUUCGCCGACCUCCUUGCCCAGAAGCAGCGUCUGCAGCAGCUGGAGUCAGAAUACGCCCUCAAGAUCCAGAAACUAAAGGAGGCCCAGGCUCUCCACAACAGAGGGGCGGUCCCUGAACCCCCUCUACCCCAGGCCACCUCCACCCCUCUCCCCAGGGCUCGCCACCCCAGCAUUCCCCCCACCAGCCCCUUCCCCCUGCCCCAGCCCUCCCUGCAUGACCUCACCCAGGAUAAACUCACCCUGGUCAGCAGCGAAGACCCUACCGAGACGGAGGAGAGCGACUUGGAACCUGCCGCCACAGCCAGGCCCUCAGCCCAGAGUGUUCGUAGACGCUCCUUCAGAGAGACCGGCUCCUUCACCAAGCCUAAGCUGGACUCUGGUGGGACUGGGCUGGUCAAGGAUAGUCCAGCCAAGCCAGUUGUGGUUAAGGCCUCGGGGCCCGGGGAGCUGUUCCUGGGGCUAGAGGUGGAGGCCCUGCAGAGGAGGGACCAGCAGCAGGCCAGGCUGGGAGAGCUGCUGCUGGGGGAACUACGGGCGCUAGGAGGCGCUGUGGAGAAACCCCCUUCUGGGAAGGUGAUAUCGGAGGAUGUGGACACCAUGGCUGCCCAAUCAGGCCAUGCCGAGCUGAAGCCUGUCCCGUUUGGACCAUAUCGCAGCCCUCUCCUGGUCUUCAAGUCUUAUCGGUUCAGUCCAUACUUUCGAACCAAGGAGAAGUUAUCACUCAGUUCUGUGUCUUACAGCAAUGUUGUAGCUCCCAAAAAGUGUUUCUGUGGCUUUGACCUCACGGGCACAUGCAAUGACGAUGACUGCCCGUGGCAGCACAUGAGAAACUGCACUUUUGGUGGAAACCAGCUGUUCCAGGAUAUCCUGUCGUACAACUUGGCCCUGAUUGGCUGCUCUGAGAGCAGUACUGGUGAUGUCAUCAAUGUUGCCACAGAGAAGUAUAUAAAACAGCUGUUUGGGGCUAACAACGAUCGCAUGGGGAUGGACCAGAAGGCUGUUCUACUCGUCAGCAAAGUGAACGAAAGCAAAAGACAUGUCCCUCCCUUCACCACGUGUAAGGAUCUCAGGAGGUGGAGGCCUCAGCCCGCUUACCAGGCUAGCCCAAACACAGGGGACGACAGCUGGGACGAGAGUAGAGACACUGGUCCAGUUAAAUACGACGGUUGUUCCAAGAGAAGUCUGUCUUCUACCAUGGAUGUGUGUGUGACCCCUGACGACAAGCGCUACUUCAUUAGUGAAACUGACGACAUAUCUAACCUGGAGACCAGUGUCCUAGAGAGCCCACGCAACGCACAGCUCUGGAUCAAACUGGCCUUCAAAUACCUCAGCCAGAAAGAAGUGUCAGCGGCUGAGUGCCUGGAUGCUUCGUUGAACACUCUGUCUCGGGCCCUGGAAGAUAACCGGGACAACCCAGAGAUCUGGUGCUAUUACCUGUCUCUGUUCUCCCGUCGAGGGAAGAGGGAUGAGGUGCAGGAGAUGUGUGAGAUGGCUGUGGAGCACGCCCCCGACUACCAAGUCUGGUGGAGUUACCUAACCACGGAGAGCUUGUUUGAGGGGAAGGACUAUGUGUGUGGUCGUCUGCUGCAGUACCUGCUGGACUGUGUGGGGACUAGUGGUCUCUCUGAGAGGCUGUCCUUCCAGCUAUUAGAGUCUCUACUCUACAGGGUCCAACUCAGUGUGUUCACAGGCCGGCUACAGAAUGCCCUGGCCAUCCUACAGAAUGCCUUGAAGUCAGUCACUGAGCGGUGCAUUGCUGAUUACCUGACCAUAAGUGACCGUUGCCUGGUCUGGCUGUCCUUCAUCCACCUGACUGAGUUUGACCGCCUGCCGGCCAGUCUGUACGACCCGGCUAACUCCAACCCCUCCAGGAUGGUCAGCAUCGAGGCCUUCGCCCUCCCCUGGAGAACACCGCUCGACGUCCGCACAGAGCCUGACACACUAAUCGCUGUGUUCGAAGAUGCACUGCGACAGUGCACAGACCAGACUCUGCCUCCCAGUGAGAGAACCCUGGCCUGUCUGCCUCUACACACUAACCUCAUCACUACCUAUAGCCUGCUGGGAAGGUACGAUGCAGGCCUGGAGCUGUGUGAGUCCCUGUUGGCGCUGUGCCCGCAUUCAUGUGCCCUGUUGGAUGCCCUGUCAGGCCUGUAUGUGGGGAAGGGGGAUGGUGAGCAGGGUGUUGGGGUGUGGCUACGGGCACUGUCCCAGUGUCCACACAACGCAGAGGUCUUCUACCACACCUGCAAGUUCCUCAUGGCUCAGGAGAAGUCCAGUUGCAUCGCUCCUCUGUUCCGGGGGUUCGUCCUGUCUUUCUGUGACAAGGAGAGAAGUGACCAGCAACCUGUGGAUGUGCUACGGUACAUCAUUGGUAUUCCAACAGUGGACAUCCUAAGAGGCCCAGUUAUCAAAAAACAACUUAAAGAGCAGCUUAGCCACCAGAUGCCUUACCUAAACCUGGUCCAUUGUCUGUGGCAGUGGGUGCACGGUAACGUUGGAGAGGCGAUGGAUACGUUUGAGAGAGCCCUCGGAGCCGUAAUGCCGCUAGACGUUCUUCACAAGCUGUGGAUAGAUUAUCUCCUCUUUACCAGCAGUAAGCUAGCUGGGAGCCCCUCCAACAGCAGAGAGCUCCGGGUGUUUUCAGCCUUGGUUCAGCGUUGCCUAGUAACUGUCCCGUCUAGGCUUGAGGUUCCGUUCAGCUCGGCCCAGUACUGGAGCUGCUUCAGAUUUCACAACAAGGUUGUCUCCCACUACCUGAGCUGUCUGCCUCAUACCCAGCACCCCCACGUCCUGGAGAGACUACGAUACACCAUGCCCACCAAUGCUGAACUUGCCCUGAGGUUGCUGCAUCAAGAAUGGCAGGAUGGAAACAUAGAACAUCUGAAAUUCCAAGCCAGAAUGUUGAGCAGUAGCGUUCCAAACUGUCUGGCCAACUGGAAAAUAGUGAUCGCUGUGGAGAGGGAACUAAAGGAGCGCUCCGAGGUCCGGCUUCUUUAUCAGCAAGCCCUGCAAAACCUUCCACUGUGUGCCACCCUAUGGAAAGAUCGCCUGCUGUUUGAAGCUGCGGAGGGAGGUAAAACUGAUAAACUGAGGAAACUUGUUGACAAGUGUCAAGAGGUGGGAGUGAGUCUAAGUGAGCCCCUAAAUUUAUGCUCGAGCAAAACGGAGGGAGAGGAGCACUGAGGAUCAAAAAAAACUAGAUUCAAUCUAUCAGACCAGACCACUGCCAAGUUUAGCCAGAUAGGGGCAGACUCUGCUGCUAGCUGUCUUAGCAGCCCUCCCGCAGUAGCGCAGUCCCUGGGCGGUCGGGAGGUGUCCGCCCCUAGCAGGACGGUUGUUCGGUCAUCCCUGAAGCCAAUGAAUGAACUCCCUCCUCCCUGUCCAAACUCUGGGCCACGCACUCAGGGUUCUAUCCCCUAACAUCAUGUACGUAAGUAUAGACCUGCUAACUAAGUGACAUCUUUGCUGUUCUGUUUUUCAUUUACAUGUUUUUUUUUCUCUCGUACUGUCAAUUUGAAUUAUCUUUUUAUUUUGACCUUUAUGUACGGGGUUGGAGGAGUUGACAGAUUAUGACAUCCUGACAGGGAUGUUGACAUACGUCUGUCUUCAGUGUUUUUUAAAGGAUGUUUUCCCCCAAUAGUAACGCUCGCUGCUGCUAUCUACAUACAGUAUGUCACUUUUUGUUUUCCAGUGUCUUCCAAGGGAAGAGAUAAAUUACUCGUUUAUUUCGAUAUUUGUUUUAAGUGAUCAAAAUAAAUAAAACAAGUAACCACAUGAAAAUGAAAUGGCCUGCCAUGGUGACAACAAAAUGGCUGCCUACAUAAGUAUUUCUAUUUGGCCUCUAUCAUCACUGACACCUUUAUUUUUGAGACUGCCAGCCACAGACUGCUGAAUGCUGUGAUCUCCUCUCCGCCAGUCGACCAGCGGGGAAGAUCCUUUAAACGCAUCACUAGGCGAGGAUAGUCACAAACAUUUACUAGUUUAAAUGUUCUCAUGUGCAAUUUGGUUUUGUAAAAAAUAUAUUAUAAUGGUUAAGAGUAUUUGAGAGGAGGAGCCAAGGAUGAAAGUAUUUCAACUGUUUUUGAAUGUUGAAAUUGAAUGUGUUUAUAUUAAAUUAUUUUCUAAUUAA
Messenger RNA from Oncorhynchus keta (chum salmon), 7483 nucleotides. RefSeq names its product zinc finger C3H1 domain-containing protein-like. Lineage: Eukaryota; Metazoa; Chordata; Actinopteri; Salmoniformes; Salmonidae. Gene Ontology annotation, biological process: RNA processing. Gene Ontology annotation, molecular function: protein binding. The transcript has 35 exons. The coding region runs from base 184 to 6537 and encodes 2117 amino acids. Gene Ontology annotation, cellular component: nucleus; exosome (RNase complex). The record is from RefSeq and is a predicted model, not a curated record.